Molecule: messenger RNA, 1047 nt
Organism: Carassius carassius (crucian carp)
Lineage: Eukaryota; Metazoa; Chordata; Actinopteri; Cypriniformes; Cyprinidae
Gene: c34h12orf43
Product: chromosome 34 C12orf43 homolog
Exons: 7
Coding region: 192-950 (252 amino acids)
Biological process (GO): negative regulation of Wnt signaling pathway; Spemann organizer formation; Wnt signaling pathway
Source: RefSeq, a predicted model, not a curated record
CGUGUUUGUAUUUUAACAGACUGACAGUUACUUUUUGUUGUAAUUGCUGGGACUGUGUGCAGCUCACUGUCAGUCAAUCUAAACCAACUUCAUUCUUAAUAUCUACACAUGCCUUAACUUCACAGUGUGAUUGCUACGAACAACUGUUCUUUUAUUUGUAUACCGAAAACACAAGCCUCCCUCCCCAGGGAAUGUCUGAAAGCAGCAGUGAAGAUGAAAACUCUGACAGACUGAAAGAAGCGGUGUGGAGCUUUCUUCCACAGGAUGGUAAGAUCAGUGGAAACGGCGGAGCUUCUUGUCCUUACUAUGGAGACACCAGCAGAAGCAGACGAAGCCAGAGAACUGAUGUUUCAAAGCAUGAUCAUGAUGGGAAUGAGCUCGGGACAACACCUGAAUUUCAGUCCCAUGUGGCAAAAAAGUUAGGAGCCUUUUUGGACGGGUGUAUUUCAGAAGUUUUUUCAGAGACUGUUGACUCAAAACCUGUUCAGUUCAAAAACAGAGAUGAAGAAGAUCAAGAAAGUUUCCGUCUCUUCUCCACAUCCAAUCCUGGAAAUUGGAUGGAGGAACCACUUCCUCUACCUCCUAAAAGGAGACCAAUUCCCAGCUCUAGUGACAGUGACAGUGAGAUGGAAAUGAGGUUUAGAGAAGCCGCUGUGUCUGUGUCAGACAUCCUCUCCUCUGCAGCCCAACAUCUUACAGAGAAAACUGAGGAGAAAAGUACAACAAAAGAGUCAGCAGAGGAAAGCACAGUUACUAAAAAGAAGAAGAAGAAGAAGAAAAAAAGAAAAGCAUCCACUGAGAGAAGUGAGGAGAACAUUACCCAUGUAUCAGAGAAACAGUUUAAUGGAGAGGGAACAGAAGAGCAAACAACUGUUGUGGAAAACUUGACAAAGAAAAAAAAGAAGAAAAAGAUCAAGCUGGAGGAGGGCAGAAAGGACUGUGAUGAAUGAAAGGCUUUAUUUGAAGUAAAAGAUCUCAGUCAUGGUAGUGCCAUAUUUAAUUUUUGACUAGAAUGAAAACGAGACUGUGAGUGAUAGAAGUGUUGUC